AUGGCAUCGACGGACAGGCAGACUGAUAGUGGUUUUGAUCACGUCUCAGAAACCGCGAGACCGUCAGAAAAAGAGGCAGAGGCCGCACAGACACCUAAGAAUGGAGUUUCUGCGACUGAGGCUGACAAUAACUCGGAUCAGGAGUCUCUUGACCAUGAGGCUCAGGCUGGUGUUAAGGCUGUCCAAGCUGCCGCAGCUGUAUGGACCAAAUCUCAAUUGGUAUUGGCAUAUGUGAUUAUCUGGUUCAUCUACUUUGUUACAUCGAUACAGGAAGUUGUCAUCCGCUCUCUCAACCCAUAUGUGACUAGUGCCUUCCGGCUGCAUUCCCUAACGGCUGCCACGAGCAUCAUGUCCAACAUCAUUGGAGGGUUGAGUAAAAUUCCCUUGGCAAAGAUUUUGGACUCGUGGGGCCGUCCUCAGGGCAUGGCUUUGAUGCUAUUCAUCUGGGUCGUUGGAUUCAUCAUGAUGGCAGCUUGCGAUGGGGUUCAGACGUAUGCUGCGGCACAAGUCUUCUCUUCUGUGGGCUCUCAGGGAGUAAGCUACUGUCUUACUGUUUUCAUUUCCGACACCUCUGCUUUGAAAAAUCGAGCCCUCAUGCUGUCGUUUGCUACUUCGCCUUACAUUAUCACCACCUGGAUCGGAGGUCCCAUCUCACAAAGCGUUCUCGAAGGACCCGGGUGGCGCUGGGGCUUUGGAAUCUUUACUAUUGUCGUGCCGAUCGUGGUCGCCCCGCUGUGCAUCCUGUUCUUCUUCAACCAACAAAAAGCAAAGAAACUGGGGCUGCUGAGCUCUACCAGUGGUCCCCUCACAAUGUCUGCCGUCAAGAAAUACUGUAUCGAGGUGGACCUGUUUGGGAUCAUCCUUCUUGCUGGUGGAAUGGCGCUGUUCCUUUUGCCUUUCAGUCUGUGGUCGUACCAAGAAGAUCAAUGGAGAUCUCCAAUGAUUAUCUGCAUGAUUGUGUUUGGGGGCCUCUUGCUCAUUGCAUUCGCACUAUAUGAGAAAUUCUUGGCACCUGUGACCUUCAUUCCAUUCCAUCUUCUCAUGGACCGCACGGUAUUCUUUGCCGGCCUGAUGUUUAUCUUCGAGUUCUUCAACUCCAUGGUCUGGGGCAGCUACUUCAGCUCUAUGCUGCAGGUUGUAUGGGGUCUUAAUGUCACGGAGGCUAGCUACGUCUCAGCGAUCUAUCGAGUUGGAUCUUGUCUGUGGUGUUUACUUGUUGGAUUCCUCAUCCGUUGGACCGGUCGCUUCAAAUGGCUUGUUGUAUACUUCGCCAUGCCACUCAUGAUUCUCGGCGUCGGACUGAUGAUCAAGUUCCGCCAGCCGGAUGUGAAUAUCGGAUAUAUCUGCAUGACACAGAUUUUCGUCGCUUUUGCCGGUGGAACCGUCGUCGUCUGCGGUGAGCUUGCUAUGAUGGCACCUUCAGACCACCAACACAUUGCUGUCAUCCUCGCCAUGCUCAAUCUGUUCUGUAGCAUUGGCAGCGCUAUUGGAUCUACUGUGUCUGCCGCAAUCUGGACCAGUGAGUUCCCGAAAGCACUGGCAAAAUAUGUACCUGCAGAUGUGAGCGUCGCCACAGUCUACUCUGAUAUCAAUGCUCAGCUCUCGUAUGCUUGGGGAAGCAUAGAGCGGAAUGCCAUCGCACAUGCAUAUGGUGAUGCCCAGCGUUACAUGCUUAUCACCAGUGUCUGCAUGCUUGCUGUUGCUUGGGCUUGUGCGGGAAUGUGGAGAGACAUCAGGAUCAAGGAUGUCAAGCAGGUGAAGGGCACUGUGAUCUAA
Penicillium brevicompactum is the source of this 1776-nucleotide messenger RNA. RefSeq lists its product as uncharacterized. Lineage: Eukaryota; Fungi; Ascomycota; Eurotiomycetes; Eurotiales; Aspergillaceae. The coding region runs from base 1 to 1776 and encodes 591 amino acids. The record is from RefSeq and is a predicted model, not a curated record. Gene Ontology annotation, molecular function: transmembrane transporter activity. Gene Ontology annotation, biological process: transmembrane transport. The transcript is spliced from 3 exons.